Messenger RNA from Fusarium musae, 1719 nucleotides. RefSeq lists its product as uncharacterized. Gene Ontology annotation, biological process: regulation of transcription by RNA polymerase II; DNA-templated transcription. Bases 1 to 1719 code for a protein of 572 amino acids. The record is from RefSeq and is a predicted model, not a curated record. Gene Ontology annotation, cellular component: chromatin. The transcript has 4 exons. Gene Ontology annotation, molecular function: zinc ion binding; RNA polymerase II cis-regulatory region sequence-specific DNA binding; DNA-binding transcription factor activity, RNA polymerase II-specific. NCBI's taxonomy places the organism in Eukaryota, Fungi, Ascomycota, Sordariomycetes, Hypocreales, Nectriaceae.
AUGGCAUUCUUUUUCCAGAGUCCUAUCGACCCCCUCGACCACGCAGAUGCCCAUACAGUACAGCCCCCCGUGGAUGGUGAGCCCAUGGUAUAUCAACUCGAAUGCGAAACUCCGACCCCCAGCUUUACUCAGCCCUUAGCUAUCCCAGGUUCUCAGGCCCAAAGCAGCCAGACAUCGCCCGAAACCACUUUGCAGACCUCUGUCAGAGAUGAUGAUGACCUUGAGCCAUGGAGGGCAGAAGACUAUGGGCAUGUGCCCUAUAUAACCGAAGAAGCUUACCAAGUUAUGGUCUCCACGUUUGAGCAACUCAAUAGCGACAAUGCAUAUUGUAUCCCCUUCACAAACAAACAUUUGCCAUCUCUACAGCACAUGCAGAUCUAUAUGCAGGUUUACUUUGAAGAGUAUCAUCCUGUUUUCCCUCUACUCCAUAAGGCAACAUUUUUACCUACUAAAGACAAUUGGCUACUGAGUCUUGCCGUUUCAGCGAUCGGGUGCCUGUUUUCGCAAACCGUACAGUCAAGAGAGGUCUAUCCCAUCAUGCAGGAAUUUCUACGCCGAGCUAUUCGCAUCCAGCUGGAACGGAGUCAGACUUCAACACCCAAUAUCUGUGUUGCUCAGGCUUCCGUCCUGAACCAGAUUGGCAUGAUGUACGGCGGUGACUUAAGAUUCGCAGAAUGCGCCCAGGAGACAAUGGCACAGCUUGCGACGCAAUGCCGCAAGAUAGCUUCAUUCUCAAACAUUUUAGGAAAUUCAUCAGUCGGUGAAAAUGUGGUAUCUAAAGACUGGCAAGCAUGGAUCAAGGCAGAGUUAGAAAUUCGUUUGUUUUAUUGCGCUUGGCUUGUAGAUAGCCAGCAAGUUGGAUUCUUCGCCUUCUCAUCCACGAUUCCAAUAGACUUUCUUCAAUCACCCAUGCCGGCCAAUGGAAAUGCCUGGGGCAUAUCUAGCGCCGAGACAUGGAAGAAUAGUCUCAAAGAGGAUUCAUCUUCUCAACAAUUAUUUUCUCUCCGACAGGUGCUCCUGGGCCUUUACCGCUAUCGUGAGAUCCCUGGCCAGCUUGAUGCGUUUAACUCGCUUCUUCUGGUCAUGGGUAUUCUUAAUGACCUGUCUUGGCUUCGUCAUGCUCAUUUGUAUCUGGAUAUACUGGAGCGACAUGUCGAGACUUUGCCACCAACAGCUCUUUCUCGAGCUGCCAUGACUAAUAUUCACAUGGUUUCACUCCUGAUAUACUUCCCGACUAGAGAGGUUAUUGCCUUUGGACGUUGGCGAGUCACCAAAACGCAGCAUUCAAUGGUUGUUGGUAAACUGAAGAGAUGGAUGUCCGAUACCCGCAGUGCACGAGAGGCUUUGAUACAUGCAUGUCGCAUCUGGUCUCAGAUUCGCUUAAGCCGUACCAAUGCUCAUCAUGAGGCACCGGCAUUCCUUCAUAGCGCUAUCUCGAUCUGGGCUUUGGUCGAGCAUAGUAAAGAGUUUGAUGUUGGCGAUGAAUUCCCAACCCUACGGCUGGAUGCUUCAAGUCAAGACGCCAAGUCCUGGGCCGCUGGAAACGACAAGAAACGCCUGUACUUGAGCGGGGUUGGUCUUCUGGGACAUCGAGGUGCCUUGGCGCGACUGAUAAAUGAGACUGCAAGAUUGCUAGAGGGAAAGAUUGCCUGGCCUCAAGCUUGGAGAACAGGGCCAUACCUGAAACAAUCUUAUGCCGAAUCACGGAUGCUUCAGUAA